Anopheles maculipalpis is the source of this 903-nucleotide messenger RNA. Its product is annotated as probable transcriptional regulatory protein Teth514_1449. Gene Ontology annotation, cellular component: mitochondrion. The record is from RefSeq and is a predicted model, not a curated record. Lineage: Eukaryota; Metazoa; Arthropoda; Insecta; Diptera; Culicidae. The transcript has 4 exons. The coding region runs from base 73 to 903 and encodes 276 amino acids.
GUCGCGAUUUAUGUAACUGAAGGUGUACAUUUACGUGCCAGAAGUAAGCAUUUCCAACGCCUUUUCCACCGGAUGAUGCUUUCAACUGUUGGACGGCUAGCGCGGGCAGUGAAACCAUCGCUCAAUACGUACAAUAACUUACGGUACAUUCAGCAUGCGGUUACCCGUUACGCCGGUCACUCCAAGUGGCAAAACAUACGGCACGUGAAGGCACUGAACGAUGGACGAAAGGCGGUAUUGUUUAUUAAGCUAGCUCGACAAAUCCGACUUGCAGUACAAGCUGGAGGAGCAAACCCCGCCGUAAACAAUGUGCUGCGGGCAGCGAUUGAUGAGGCACUCAAGAGAAACAUGCCGAACGCCACUAUUCAAGGCAUCCUGAAGAAGUGUACCACACAGUCGGUAGAGUUGAAAAAGUAUACACUCGAGAUUAAGGCACUUGAUCAGGUUAAUGUAAUAUGUGUCCUGUAUACGGAUCGAUUUGCCCAGCUGAAGAUGGAAAUGGCAACAAUUCUAAGGAAGAAUUUUGCACUUUUCUUCGACACAAUGCAUGCAUUCGAUGAAAGAGGCUUUGUUGAAGCGAUUGCACCGGCUGAUGUGAAAAGUGACAAUCUGCUAUCCGUGUGUACGGAUCAUGCUAUCGAAACGGGUGCCGAAGAUAUCGAAGUGAUGGAUGAAAAUAAUCGACUGAUAAGGUUUCUGUGCGAUCCGAGAGAUUUGGACAAGGUGAAAAAAGAGCUCGAAAAGCUCAACUACUGCGUGGAACAUAGCGAGCAUGCUUUCUUUCCCAAAUCAACCAUCAAAUUGAAUGCCGAAGCGCUGGAAGCGUACGAAAAGUUAAAGGAGAAGCUAAAAGCGAUGGAAGGCGUCGAGGACAUUUACGACAAUGUGGAAGUGAGCGAGUAA